AUGGUGACCCCUGCAGCAAAUGCUGCAACCUCGGUACCACCAUCUCUUUCGCUACCACCUUCUCAAUUCGCUCGCCUUCAACCUCAUGCUUAUCUUCUUGCCCACCUCUCCCCUCCUCCAGCGAGCAACCAGCCCUCCAUCCGCGCCAAUGGCCGCACUCCUUUCCAGUUCCGUGUCACUUCCGCCAAUGCAGGCUCGCUGACGCACACAAAUGGCAGCGCCGUGGUGCGCGUUGGCGAUACGACCGCCGUCUGUGGUGUUCGCGCCGAGAUCCUACACACAGAUGACAUCGCUUCAUGGAGCGUAUCGUCCUCCUCAGCUUCUAACUCGAACAAACGCCGCCGCCUCGGCGAGAAGACGACAGACGAAGAGGAUGAUCGGGAGGAGAAUGAGGAGGACCGCGAACACAUUGAAGAUUUGAACUUGCUCGUUCCCAAUCUGUCCUUGAGCACCGGCUGUGCGCCGGGCUUCACUCCUGGUGCCCCACCUUCUGCGCUCGCUCAAUCACUUUCACACCAGAUCCUCUCCCUUUUGCACAGCACACGUCUCAUCCGGGCGGAUGAUCUGCGUAUUUGGUACCAGCCACCGAAUCUCGGCUCGGAGGCUCUGGAACGGCAUAAUGAAAGCGAGCACAUGGAGAUCGACGCUGGACAGGGCUCUGAAGAGAGCAGCCCUCCAGAAAUUAAGGCUUUCUGGGUCCUUUAUAUCGAUGUCAUGAUUAUUUCGCUUGCGGGCAACCCAUUCGACGCUGCUUGGGCUGCUGUCUUGGCUGCUCUACGUGAUACCAAGCUUCCCAGGGCUUGGUGGGAUAUUGAUAACGAGACUAUCAUCUGCUCAGACGACAUCUCCAAAGCUAGCAGGCUUUCCCUGCGCGGCCUGCCCGUGGCCAGUUCAUUCUGUGUCUUUGAGGCUGAUGCUGCGGCUGGGUGGCGCGCGGUCGUUAUUCCGGAUGCUGAUGACCAGAAAACCCAGGAGCAGCGGAAGAAGGGUCCCCAGCAGAGGUGGAUUCUUGCGGAUCCGGAUGGCUAUGAGGAGGGAUUGAGUCAGGAGAGAGCCACUCUCGUUGUUGACAAAGCCAAGAAUGGAAAGAAUGUGAUUUUGAAGAUGGAGAAGCACGGAGGCUGGUCUGUUGAUACCGAAGACCUCCGCCAGCUGGUUGAUAUCUCGGCCCAACGAUGGGAUGAGAUGAAGCGUAUACUCGAUCAAUGCUAG
This is a messenger RNA of Penicillium maclennaniae, 1212 nucleotides long. Its product is annotated as 3' exoribonuclease family protein. The record is from RefSeq and is a predicted model, not a curated record. NCBI's taxonomy places the organism in Eukaryota, Fungi, Ascomycota, Eurotiomycetes, Eurotiales, Aspergillaceae. Bases 1 to 1212 code for a protein of 403 amino acids. Gene Ontology annotation, biological process: nuclear polyadenylation-dependent rRNA catabolic process; U5 snRNA 3'-end processing; U1 snRNA 3'-end processing. The transcript has a single exon. Gene Ontology annotation, cellular component: cytoplasmic exosome (RNase complex); nuclear exosome (RNase complex).